Peronospora matthiolae is the source of this 579-nucleotide messenger RNA. The record is from the annotation of a GenBank genome assembly. Lineage: Eukaryota; Oomycota; Peronosporomycetes; Peronosporales; Peronosporaceae.
AUGAAGGGUAUACCCAUUCUCUUAUUCGCAGGCGAAACAGUGAGCGAAGAAGACGAUGCCUUCGUUUACUUGGUGCACUAUCUUAAGGCCAAAGGCCAAUUGCGCAAGCGCACGCGCUAUGCUUCGGCUACUAAGGUAGCCGCGAGUGCUGGUAAGUCUGUGGCCAACAACCAGCCAACCCGCACCACUAGUGGUGGGGAACGGCCUCGGUCUCGAGAUGACCAUGGCCACGAUGCUCAAAAGCGUCCAAAGCAUAUGGGCAGUCUUGCCGAAGAGUCUCUCUCUCGACACAAAGUUGACGACACCCAUGCUCAUCGAGCAAAGUCGGUGGCGGCCGGUGUACCGGUGGAGGCCCACGAGAAAUUGGUUCUCGAAGUGAAGGGUCUUCAAGAGGCCUUCGGUAAGUCUCAGUGCAUGCUGGAUGCGAUGCAAAGCCGCCUUAAGGCGAUAGAGCAAGCUCAAACUCGGAGCGAGGCUCAGUUGGACUUUCUGAUUCGCCUACAGCAAUCCGGGUCAGUGCCCUUGUCGUCGGCGCAAGCGCCUCCAAGUUCACAUGGGAAGGAUCCCGGUACGGCUUAA